Theobroma umbraticum is the source of this 1735-nucleotide messenger RNA. RefSeq names its product tobamovirus multiplication protein 1-like. The record is from RefSeq and is a predicted model, not a curated record. Lineage: Eukaryota; Viridiplantae; Streptophyta; Magnoliopsida; Malvales; Malvaceae.
AUAAUUUCCUUCCUCUUAAUUAUGGCCAUUUUGGUUUUUAUAUUUCUGAAUAUGAAAAAAGAGAAAAAAAAUUCCCAUAGAUAGCAACCAAAUCACUGAAUCAGCAACAAAAAGGAAACAACAAGAUCUUCCAUGAAAGAUACUUCGAAAAGAUUUCAUUUUGAGGCCGUACACUUCUUUGUUUUAAAGACCCAGAAGCGUUUUAGCCUCUUUUACACUCUCUUUCGUUUUUCAAGCAGCAGGAAUAAUAAAAGGAUACAAAUAUAGUCCUUUAUUUUUUGUUUUGUAAAGCAGGGGAAAAGGAGAGAUAGACAAAUGUUUGAAGAAAACGAAAAGUCUUGUAGUUUUCCACGAGAACUAAUUGGAGUGAACGUGGGUCUUGCGUUCUUUGAUGGCAUUAUUGCCGUUAUUGCUUUUAGUCAGCUAGCACGGAUUCACUGCAGGAAUUUACAGCUAGGAUGGACUCGCCAGAAAGUGUUCCAUUUACUGAUUGGUUCUACUAAUGCUGGUUACUUCGUUUAUUUUGUCUUGACUCUUGUUGCUGCAUGCAGAGGGUGGCUAUGCUGGUCAUACUCUUGUGGUUUUGUAGCCAUGGCCUUCCCCAGAAUUCUAUUCUUUGCAACAUUUCUUCUACUUUUGUCAUUCUGGGUCGACCUUUGCCACCAGGCAGAUGAUGAAGAGGAAGAGGAUGACGAACAGGGCUUUCUAGAAGCUUUUCUACAAAAUUCCUUAAAUAGACCAAGGUCAUCAACUACAGAUAGUCGCAGAAUAUGUUAUCCUUUCCGUUUAAUUCAUGUUGGAAGCCGUCAAAAAAUAGUGAUUCUGGUUACUGUUCUAGUAUUUCUUUUUAUGCUGACAUUUGCUGUGCUAAUCUGGAUUGGGAUGGAAGAUAAUCCUAUUGAUUCCUCAACUGUAGCUCGGGUGUAUGUAGAUCUUUUUGCUGCCGCAAUACUAUUGUUAGGUGGAGCAUUAGCAUGUUAUGGGCUCCUAUUAUGCCGGAAAAUGAGGAAUGUUAGAUCUGAAAGAGCUUCAUCUGAGAUCUGGAAGGUUGCAGGUUUGGCCAUUGUAUCUGUUCUAUGUUUCUCAUCGAGUGCUUUGGUGGCUCUUUUGACUGAUAUUCCAGUACUUUAUCACUGGCAUGAACUGCACAUAGAUGGUGUUUAUACUUCUCUUUUCCUGAUUUUAUAUUAUUUUAUAGGUUCAGCAGUGCCCUCCGCAUUUGUAUUAUGGGUCAUGAGAGAAUUACCGCCCAUGUCUGCUAACACACAAGAAGAAUCAACAACAGUUUUCAUUACUGAUUGUCCAGCUGAAAUCCGUCAUCCUCAGAGCUGGGCUACUGCAGCAAGCUCGCGGAAUCAGGUAUCAAGAGGUAGUCCUAUAUAAUUGCUCUUUCAUUCCUAAACAUGUAUGCUUAUCUUCCCGAGCGAGCAACGUCAGCUGGAAACUGGAAAAUCUGAUGAAAUAAGAGUGGAUUGCGCAAUGAGCAGCAAUCGAAAGGUUACAAUUGCUGACUUGGCGGGGCAGUCGGAGUACAGCCGUAAGGUUGCCAUUGCCUAUGCCAUGUUUUUGACAUUUGGAGCAUGUAAAUAGCACUGGAAUGCUGGAUGAUUUUUCUGUUUCUUUCAACUUCCCCAUGGUUGUCCAAUUGUAAAGACAUUUGAUAUGCUUAUGUCUUCACCACACGCGUAGGUAUUUAAUGGUUCCUUAAUAGAUAAAUUAAAGCCAUUAUUUUUUA